Molecule: messenger RNA, 6011 nt
Organism: Physcomitrium patens
Lineage: Eukaryota; Viridiplantae; Streptophyta; Bryopsida; Funariales; Funariaceae
Source: RefSeq, a predicted model, not a curated record
UGUGUGUUGCGAAUUAAGUUUUUGAAUGAUCGCAUGACCGCCCUUGUGUUGGAGUGUGAGCUUCGAAUGAGUCUUGGCUUUUGUUCUCGUGAGCACCUUGCCUUGGGAUCUGAGGUGGCUCGAUUACUGAAGAACUGGGAAUGAGAAGACGCACAGGUCUCUUUGCGAUAUAAAAGCAAAUUUGAAGUCAACAGAGAUUGUGAAGCGAUGCGAGGGAACGCUGCUGUCGGAAGCUGUUUCCAAAUAUACUUCUGUCAAACAAAAAAUUCCAGCAUUAUUAUGGUUCGAUUUGAGAUAGAACGGAGUCUGUGUUUAGAGGAUUUUUUGAUUGCUUCAAAAAGCCAUCGUUCCUAGGAUCAAUUAUUCGGUCUGCCGACCCUGCCGCUUCCACUUACGGUGCUCGAAGAUGGCUGUGGCGAAGUUCGAAGGAGGAGGGAUUUAAAUUUGGAGUUCGUCGCUGGAUUGACGGAUUGCGCGGGGUGAUUACUAGAUUGGAAGGAUUGGACGCGAUCAAGUUGAGCUCGGUGCAGGUUGAUAGUCACGAAGGAGCUGGAUUAGAUUGCAUUGUGGAUGGUGGCGGCUUGAGCGCGUGUUAGAUUCUGAAGACGCACGCGGGUUGCAAAGAGAUGGCGCUCGCAGCGUCGUUGGAAAGCGAUCUGCGGAUGCUGGCGGCAGAAGCUCGCCGAAAAUUUCCGACUAUCAAAGAUGCUGCCGAUCGGUCAAUGUUUAAGGUCCGCUUAGCGUCGAACGCAAGUCAUUUGGCAGGGAGUGAUGACGUCCUCAAGACCUUUCUGUUAGCUUGUGAAAGUAGAAAUAAUAAGUUGAGCAUCAUGGGAUUGGCCGGCAUUGAUAAAUUGAUUGCUCACAGUGCUGUUUCUUCAUCAGUGCUCCCACCUAUUUUGGCUACGUUGAAAGACUGCUCAGACAUGACUGAAGAGAUAGUUCAGUUGAAGACGCUACAGCUAUCAUUGACAAUACUUCAGUCUCAGUUAUAUCCUAAAGAGGAGGGUCAGAUGGCAAUUUUAUUAGGACUUUGUCUGCGGCUUCUUGCAAAUAAUCGCAAUUCCGACAGUGUUCAUAGUACUGCAGUUGCAACUGUACGGCAAGCAGUAGCCCUCAUAUUUGAUAGUGCUCUGAAGGGUGAGGGCUUGCCAGUUUUACACUAUGGAGGAACUGGUGGUUGGUCAUCUACAUCCAACUCUCUAGCUGGUGAAGUUAGCCGCAACAUAAGUACAUCGGGGCUUGCUGAGGAUGUGUACAAUGACAUUCAGCCGCCUUUGGCAACAGAAGAUAGAACUUUAUCUGAAGCAGGAAAACUUGCACUCCACCUUUUCGAGGAUCUUACUGCACUUGCAGGGGGUGGAUCGGCAGCGUGGCUUGGAGUUCCUCAACUUCCACGAAGCUUUGCCCUAGAUGUGCUCGAGUACGUCUUUUCGCGUUAUGCGGUUAUUUUCAAGAGACUAUCCCCUUUUGCUCAGGUUUUGAAGCAUCAAGUUUGCUCACUGCUCAUGACUUCCCUCCGCACAUCAAGUGAGAUUGAUUCAAUAGUCGGUGAAGCAGCUUUUCGGCGCCUACUGCUACGGUCUGUAGCUACCAUGACCCGAUUGUAUAACUCUAUGCUGCCCACAGAGUGUGAGGUAUUCAUGAGCAUGCUCAUCAAAAGCAUAGAUUUAGACUUGCCACCUUGGCACCAGAAUAUGGUGCUUGAGACUUUGCGGGGGUUGUGCGUUGAGGCAAGAAUGUUGUGCCUUUUAUUUAGAACCUUUGACAUGAAGCACCAAAAUACGGAUAUGGUGUCCAAUAUAGUUCAUACUUUGGCAAGGGUCGUGAUAAGGAUUGAGUUGCUUGAUGCCAGCGAAGAGACAUUGACAGCUGUUGCAGGCAUGUUUUAUUGUAAGGCAAAAGGUAUAGAGUGGACACCUGAUGCAGAUCCAAGCGGCAUGGGAGUGUUGAUUGCAAGUGAGGCACAGGCCAUCACAUUAGCAACAGAGGGUCUACUGGGGGUCAUUUUUACGAUAGCAAGCUUGACUGAUGAAGCAGUGGGUUUUUCGGAGCUGAUAGGUUCUACAUCCGAUCAGUCGCCCAGCUUGGACUUGACAACGAAAGCCUCAUACAGUAAAGCAAUGGUCCCAGUUUGUACAGCCCUAGUUAAUUCUGUCUGGCGUCCAUUACUUGAAGCUCUUACUUUUAUUUUGACAAGGACACAAGGUGAAGCAAUUGUAUCUGAAAUUUUUAAGGGAUAUCAAGCCUUUACAAAGGCUUGUGGUGUACUCUAUGCUGUUGAGCCUCGGGAUUCUUUUCUUGCAUCACUCUGCAGAUUUACAUUCGCAUUUCAAAAUGAUCCAAACAGAUCAUGGGGUGGAACAGCAUCUUCAGGGGGUAAAAGACCUGAUUUCAUCGAUCAACGAGAACCAGUUGUCCUCAGUUAUAAAAAUAUCCAGGCAGUGAGGACUCUUUUCAACAUUUCACAUCAGUUAAACUCGGUGUUGGGUCCUACGUCUUGGAUACUGGUAUUGGAGACGCUGGAAGUGCUGAAUAUGGUGAUGUAUUCUGCUCAUUCUCUUGCUCAGGAUGGUGUGGGCAAUGCUGCUCGUGUAAUGGAACCAAGCAAUGAGCUUAGUAUCUUAACCGUGUAUGAUGCUCAGAUGUUUGAAAGUACUGGAAAGAUGAGUAUUCCUGCGCUUUCUUUUUUUCUUACUGCUCUGCGCCAAGUAUCCAACACGUUUGUUAGUGGACUAAGUAGUACGUCGAACUCUACUUUGCCCACUGUUAGUGGCAGUACAGCAAGCAACGUGUCUGGCCAUGCUGCAGUUAAACUAUGGGCUGUGGAGCGCAUGUUGAGCACUCUAAUGUUUAAUGUGCAUCGUUGGGAACUUGUAUGGGAUCAGUUAACAGAUCACCUUUUAGAGCUGGCAGAGCACGAGAGUCAGCAGGUGCGUACUGUUGCACUUGAUGCCUUGGAUCGAGCAAUUUGUGGAGUUUUGGCAAGCCAACAAUUCCAAGAGCAUGCACCUGGAGUUGAAUCGGCCAAAGAUUUUAACCACGAAGUCAAUGAAGGUGCACAAGAUGUAGAAAGCUCCGUCAUGAAGGCCGACAAUGGUGAUUCAAGCGCUUCAACAUGCGUGCAGCAGAGCAUUGAUAAGAUCUCACUUGAAUGUACAUUGUUGCAGCCACUCAGCACAUUGUACAAUUAUGAGCGCAUCACGGAUAUUCGUGCUGGAGCUCUCAAGACUUUAUUACAUAUCCUCGAGAGACAUGCAGAAAAGCUAAAUCAGAGUUGGCCGAGCGUCUUAGACCUACUUAGACAAGUUGCAAGUGCCUCAGAGAAGGAUCUUGUUCCCUUGGGAUUUCAGAGCCUUCGUGUUAUCUUGAAUGAAGGGCUCCUCUCAAUACCGGCAUAUGCUUUAGAGCAGUGUAUUGAGGUUGCUGGAGCGUAUGUAGUGCAACAAAAAGAUGUGAACAUAAGCCUAACAGCAAUAGGAGCAUUGUGGACAACUGCCGACUUCUUCGCUAGAGGGGUUAAUCAUGAAUUUUGCAAAGCACAAGGAUUCCGACGAUUGAGUGGCCAUUUCUCAGCAAUGAAUGUUUCGGGAUCUCCGGAUACUGGGAGGCCUGAGAAGGAGGGCGAGAGUGAUGUUGAAUCACAUUUCUUAACACCUGACAAAAGGCUAGACGUGGAUAAUGAUUCACUUUUACUGGCUGUUUAUGGCGUCAUUCAAGGAUUCGUCACCGAUGAAAGACCGGAGAUUCGUCAUUCCGCAAUUCGCACUCUCUUCCAGUCGAUUAUCAGUCAUGGGCAACAACUCUCAACAGCCAUGUGGGAACACUGCAUAGGUGCUGUAGUGUUUCCAAUGGUUGAUACUGUGCGAACUCUGGCAUCUACUUCAUCCCAAGAUGAGUGGCAUGGGAAGGAGCUUGGUGUAGAGGGUGGCAAGCCUGUCCACAUGCUCGUUCAUCACAGCCGCAAUACCGCUCAGAAGCAGUGGGACGAAACCCUAGUCUUGGUGCUUGGCGGUACGAGCCGUCUUUUUAAAUCUUACAUGAAAAAUUUUCAAAGUCUAAACGAUUUCAAGAAUCAAUGGACGACUCUUCUUGCUUUUAUAGGAGAGAGCAUUGUGAAUGGCAGCAAGGAGGUUUCUUUAGCAGCUAUUGCAUCUCUUAAUUCUCUUCUUGUUCAUCAUGCUGCUAAGGAUAAUCUACCGCCUUAUUAUUUUGAAACUGCAUUUUCCCUGUAUGAAUCAAUAGUCCCAACUGUUGUGAAACCUGAUAGCCGAGUUAUUCCAAAGGCUCAAAAAGAACUGCUGCAAAGCUUGGGUGAUCUUUAUUUUAACGGGCAUUUAUUAUUUUCAACAAGUUGCUAUUUGCGGUUGCUGGUUUUGGUGGAUCUUUUCGUUUGGAUCCCAGCUCCUCCAGGCGAUCUGGCACCAAUUAGUCAAGUUCAGCAGACGGUUCUUGCCGUUCUGCCUCUAAUAAUGCCACUAAAUGAUUAUCUUUCUCCAUUGUGGCUUACUUUUAUUUAUCAAGUUUUGUCUUACUUACCAGAAGAAAACCAUUCGAAACCUGUGUCAGCUCAAGUUGAAAACUUGAAAUUAGAGGAUUCCAAUAGGAUUUCUUCUAAAUUUCUUACCUCAAAAGCAAAUGGACGUCCCAGUAUGGUAUUAAGUACAAACGAUUUGACUAACGACAGGGAAGAACAUGGAAAUGGGUCUUUCACACAAGGACUCGAUGUUGGGACAUUUAAUGCUAAGACGGUUGAUAGUCCGGAAAAUUCAUUUCAAACUCUAUCCACGGCUUUCUUGGAGAAGUUGAUCAAGGUUGUGCUCGAGUUGCAUCAAGCUUGUCCGCCAACUGCUGCUGCAACUGGUAUACCUGACAUUGUUGCUGCAUUUGGACGGUGUAUGGCUACGCGUCGAGAUAGUCCCAAGGAAAAGUUAUGGAAAACAGCUGUGAAUUCCUUUAUUUCUGUGCUUCGAGGAGCUUUGAUCAAUGACAUUGUGGAUAGCAAGCAUGAUAUCGCUCAGGAAAAUCCUGUUGCUAGCGGGACUAUUAGGUCAAGGUUUUGGAAGGAAGUUGCAGAUGUGUAUGAUAAAUUUAUGGUUGGAGCCUGUGGACGAGCUAUUUCACUUCCAGCUGGUGUAACUAUAGAACCAGAAGUACUGGAUGCUGAUGAACAAGCGGAGAACAUGGUGCUAUCUUUUCUCGCUGAUGAACUCCUGACCUGCUGCCAAGAUGCACCUCGUGAGGUGCUGCAGCAUUUAGUGGGAGUCAUUGAUCAGUGUGCUGCGAGGACCUCCGCUUUACCAAUUUCAUAUAUUGUUUUUCUACCUGCUCACUGCCGGAGAUUCUCUUUAUCUUGUCUGGACAAGCUCUUUGUACUCUGCAGUUGUGAGCCUCACAUGACAGGUGAAUCUUCGAAGGUUAUUGUCAGUCAGAUUGCGUUACCUGUUUUGCUAGCACGGUGCAGAGCUAUUCUACACCAUUUUGCAGAAGCUGAGAAGGAAGUUGGAGAUGCAGUGCUUCCACAAAUCAUCAUGGAAGAAACUUCUUUGCUUCUUGUGAGGCUUGCAAAGCUUGUUUUACAUCCUCUAACUGCAACGCGGAUGAAUCUUCCAGUCUCCGCUAGGGAAGUUGGAGCUGAAAAGAACGAGUGUGAACAAGAAUUGAGGACGAGUUCUUCAAGUAUCUACCGUCUAAGUUCUGAACGAGCUCACUUAUUUCUGCUGUACAAAAACUUCUGUGAACUGUUGACUUCAAGAGUUUUGGAAGUAAGGGAGCUUCUUCAAGCAUUGCUCUUGCUUGUUGGCACAGAGCUAGGUUUGUAGCUGGUGUUUAUAGCUUUCAGAGGUGACAUUGACAUAAUUAUUGCACCUUUCUAUCCACAUGGUGCGGCAAUAAUGUAGAUUAUUCAAUCUUGCUAGACUCCUGUGUUAAUGAUAAGAUUCACAGCGCAGUAUAUGCUCUGAAUGAAAUGACCAUCAAUUUUCAAAAAAAAUGUUUUAGAUUUACAAUUC